GCCAAUCAGGGCGAGCCUUCCAAGAAGCAGAAAAAGCUGAAGUUGUGCUAUUUCCCCCCUCGACGAGUAACGUAUGUCUGCGUCAUGGAGACUACAUCGGUGUACAUGUGCUUCCCCUGCUACCAGGAGUUUGAUACUCUAGAAGAAGUCCUUCAGCACCAGUUGACAUGCACCGCCGAAGAGGAUCAGCCCAGCUCAUCUGGGGCGGAUGCUGCCCCUGCUGACGUCCCGGUGCUGCAGACUCAGCCGCAUGUAAUAAACAUCACCAAGGCAGUUGAGGUCCAACAGGGAGAAGCCUCAGAGAGCGCCGUCCCUCAGCUGGAAGCCCACUCGCUUUACCCCUCUGUGCAGAAUAUUAAGAAAGAGCUCGAGGAAGGCGCAGAAACUGAAAAGCAGUCAUCAGACCAGCCCAGAAUCCUUUACCAGUGCGGGGAUUGUGAUAAACUUUUCAAGAGCCUCCCAGAGUGGCAGCAGCAUCGCAAGAAGGGACCUGCGAGAACGCCGCCUCCAAGUCGGCGGCAGACCCCAACGCUGAGACGGAGAUCUCCCCUGGAUGAAAACCAGGCCGCCUCGGUUAAUCCGGAUGAUUCUUCUCCGCCACUCGGCAAAAGCAGCAACACCCUUACGCCCGGAGAGGAGGAGAUCCCCGAGGAGGAGACGGCCGAGGUGCCGGCUGCAGAGGCCUCCGCGUCUCAGACCUCCGACGGUCUCGCGGCUGAGGCGCCCGCUUCAGACGAUUCGUCUCCGAGGAGGAGAGGCAUCGCCAAGAAGCCGAAGCCUGAACCGGUCCUGCUGUGUGUCGACUGUGGCUCAUGCUUUGGCCUGGUGUCCGAGCUGGUGUCCCACCGCAAGACCCAGCACGGCUUUGAGGAAGCCCUGCACCGCUGCUCCGUUUGUGGGGAAAGCUUCCUGAACACCACGCUGUUCCUCUACCACCGCAAACAGCACCGGCAGAAGGGGGAGGAAACGGUGGCGGUGGUCCCUGAAGAGACACCGAAGGUUUACGCCCUGAACAACGGGAGCCAGAUGCAGGAGGCACUUUCCUCCUCCGACGACGCCGCCGCGGCGCCCGCCUUCACGCAGCCCGAGUUCUUCUUCUGCGCCCUGUGUGGGCAGAGCUUCGGAGACGGCAAAGGCCUCGCGACGCAUCGUAAGGAGAGCCACGGCAUCAGCGAGCCGCUGCACACCUGCCCCCACUGCGGGGAGGACUUCAUGAACACGACGCAGUUCCUGUACCACCGGCAGCAGCAUCGCCUCACUUCAGCGAACCAGAUGGCUCCCAGGGCCGAGACGAGCCAGAGAUCGGCCGACGUCAGCGGUGAGGAGGGCGCACAGAGCUCAAAGAGGCUGCUCUCCCCCUCGGCGGGCGACUCGGGUUCUCCCCCUCCUAAGAGGGGCCGCCCUUCGUUCAGGAUCCUGAGUGCUAAUGCACUCCAUGGGAACAAAGCCUCCAAAGAUGAGUCGGAGGGCAGCGCUGCAGCUGACACGAACAACACGAACCAACCUCCGCCUGCCAAGCUGCUGCAAGACUGGUCCAGAACGCCGCUGCCCCACGUUUGCCCUUACUGCGGCAAAACCUUCACCCGGCGCGUCUUCCUCCGCAGCCACGUCUACAGCCACACGGGCGAGAAGCUCUUCACGUGCAAGGUGUGCACAAAGUCGUUCACCAAUUCCCAGAGCCUGCUGCGACACAGCAUGAACCACACCGGCAGCAAGCCCUUCUGCUGCGACGUUUGUGGCAAAAGCUUCUCGCAGGCAACCACCCUGAAAAGACACCAACUCAUUCACACGUCAACGGAGCCUCCACGCAAGAGAGGACGCAAACCAGCGUGUAACGAGGACAUGGACGCAUCCGCCUCUCUCUUCGCUUGUCCGAACUGUCCCUCACACUUCAGCACCGAGGAACAGCUCAACGAUCACAGGUUGCUCCACACCAGCCACCCGUUCCCUUGCCCUGAGUGCGGGGAGCCCUUCAAACGCAGGAAAGACCUGGACCUUCACUCCCUCAUACAUCAAGACAAGCAGCCGGUGAGCUGCCCUCACUGCUCGUCGCAGUUCAUCAACCAGUCGGUGCUGGACAUCCACCUGCAGCGCUGCCCCGUCACGGAGGAGGAGAGGAACACCGGCCGUGGACGCGGACAAGGCCGCGGACGGUCCACCGGACAGGUCGAGUGCGACCUCUGCGGUCACCGCUGCAUGACCCAGGAGGGCCUGGACCUCCACCGUUUAUCCCACACGGGCCAGACGCCGCUCAAGUGCCCAGUGAGGCCCUGCCGGCGCCGGUUUACCUCCAACAGCGCGCUGGAGGAGCACGUGCUGGCCCAUUUCCAAGGGACGCUCUCCAAGUCCAAAAACCGACCGCGCUUCCGCUGCGACAUCUGCCUCAAGGAGUUUGCCUACAAUUCCACCUUCAGGGUUCACAUGAGGACACAUACUGAUGAGAGGCCCUUCGAGUGCGCCACCUGCGGCAAGCGCUUCCGCCAGCUGCCCCACCUGCAGGACCACGAGCGGAUCCACACCGGCCUGCGGCCCUUCUGCUGCUGGAUCUGCGGCAAGAGCUUCAGCGUGGCCGCCCGCCUCACAGAGCACGCCCGCACCCACAGCGGCGAGAAGCCCUACCCGUGUCCCCACUGCUCCGCCGCCUUCCGCUCCCGUCCCAACCUGGACAAGCACCUGCGGCAGCACAAGGACCUGCCCCCGGAGGCAGCCGAGCAGGUGGUGCACGCCGCCGAGGUCGCCCACGUGCAGAAGGUGCUGGAGGGGGCCAAGGCGCUGUCCACCCUGACCACCACCACGGAGCUGGACGCCGGCACCGUGCAGACCAUAUACGUGCUGCAGGAGAGCGAGGACGGCACGGAGACGGUGAUGAUCCCGUCGGACCAGCUCGGCGGCAUAGACGGGACCUCGCAGGUCGUCAUCCUGCCCUCGUCCGUCCUGGGGGGUCAGACCAUCACGGUUCCCACCAUCACCAUGGGGGAGAGCGAGAUCACCAUGGUGGAGACGAGCCAGUCGCCUCAGCACGCCAUCGAGUUCAUCGUGGAGGAGACGGUGUGAAGGCAACGUAGAAAACCACUGAGUUACUGCCUUCAGCUCAGUUAGAUUCCUGAUUGACUUUAAUUGACUUUCUGUCAUUUAUCGGCACGCCUCACAAGGAUGCGUAACUCUGCCUUUAGCGCGGCAGCAAAAAGUCCUGCUCUAAAAACCAACAAACCCUUUAUGUGCGUUUAUUUAGUGGAAAAUUUAAGUUCUCUUGACUUAUUCUAUCAGCACUGAGCAAACAGACGUUUCCUCUCGUCUCUUCAGUUCACCCAGCAGUUUUUUUUUUUAUAGGCUCUAGCUCCAUGGGUAAAGGUUUACCUUUGUUGUGUUGAUUUCAGUUCUCCUGUUUUUAAAGAAGUUAUGAACCCGUGAUUCCCUACGAGGUUCCUCUCAGGCCUCCACACAUUCGCGCUUCGUUUCACAGCAAAGCCACCCGGAGAGCUGGCUGCAGAAAUGCUCAGUCUCCUCCUUUUCUAACCAAAGCCUACGGUCGUAGGUGAAGUUGCAGCACACUUUAGUGUAUUUAUCUUUCUAAAGUUUGUUUUUUUUGUCUGGCAUCUCUCCCAAACAAAUGGUUGACAUGUAGGGACCUGGAGAGAGAUGCUGCGAACUUUCCAGCUUAAGCGGGAGGGAGGCAUAAAUUAAUGUAAACAGGUUUUUAGUUGUUAGUUUUUAAAAACCUCUUUUUUUUUUUCUCCCUAAAUAUAGUAAAUAAACAACAAAUUCAGGUGAAAUUCCAUGUGUGAGAUUUUGCUCCUGCAGUAAGACAGCAACUAAGAUGUCCUCCUCUGUUUAACACGGCCGCUGGAUGUCUGUAGCAAUGGAAACAGUACCGGGGGGGGGGGGUGGAUGAAUUGCGUUUGAAGUGAUUUAAAAAACGAAAUGUGAAAUUAGGUUUUUGAUUGUAAACUAAUGUGUUUGUACAGCCUGUCCUGCUGUAAAAAUGGUCUCAGCUUUCCCAAAAAUAAAAAGCCUCGACUCUCACA
This is a messenger RNA of Fundulus heteroclitus (mummichog), 4025 nucleotides long. RefSeq names its product zinc finger protein 574 (gene znf574). Gene Ontology annotation, molecular function: DNA-binding transcription factor activity, RNA polymerase II-specific; RNA polymerase II transcription regulatory region sequence-specific DNA binding. Gene Ontology annotation, biological process: regulation of transcription by RNA polymerase II. The record is from RefSeq and is a predicted model, not a curated record. Gene Ontology annotation, cellular component: nucleus. NCBI's taxonomy places the organism in Eukaryota, Metazoa, Chordata, Actinopteri, Cyprinodontiformes, Fundulidae.